Molecule: messenger RNA, 1301 nt
Organism: Bombina bombina (fire-bellied toad)
Lineage: Eukaryota; Metazoa; Chordata; Amphibia; Anura; Bombinatoridae
Exons: 2
Coding region: 631-1281 (216 amino acids)
Source: RefSeq, a predicted model, not a curated record
UGAAGAAAGUGUUCCGGUGAGAACAGCCUUACCGACCUGCGGGUGGCGCUCUACUAGUGACGGCAGCUGUGACAACGAGUCAGAAAACAGGUGAGGAACUAUCCUAACUUUGAUGCGGUGGUUAGAUUAACUUGCUUGGGACCAUAUCGCAAGUAGAACUGGGUUGGAAUACCGAGCUGAGCCGACUCCAAAGACUGCACUAUCUACUACCCAGGCUCACCAUAGACAGAACGGCUGACUGAGGGAGUGUAUACAAGGAGACAGAGGGAAGUAUAACGACUUCAUAGGUGCCUCUGUGGUAUGCCCGCAUUAGCGUCUUGCUAAUUGAAAGGCGCGAAAGAGCGCCAUUACUGACAGACACCACUGAGCAGCAGUGAAGGAGAAGACGCCUCUAUACCCUGCAAGAGAAAGCACUACAGAGCUCUAAGGUCCGACACAGAAGCGCAACAGGUACAGACACUUUUAAUGUACAGGCGUUCUGGCAACUUAGUUAAUCUAACACUUAAGUCACUUAUACUUGUGAGCUAAGAAGAGAUAGACAGUUAUAUUUGAGGAACAGUAGUUUCUCAUAAUCGCAACUCACAAUCUCAUUGGCAAACUACUUAUAUCAGACAUUGGUGUUGUUUCAUUAUGGAGUCCCAGCUAAUCUCUAUGCUGCAUGAUUUAAUCACCUCAUUAGACAAUCACACAAGUUCCCUUAAACAGGAGAUAAAGGAUGCUUUUAAUAUUUCCUCGAGUAAAAUGGAGGGGCAUGAAGUGAGAACCGAGGAUAGAGAUUCGGCCAUUUCAAGUGUACCUAACUCAGGGCCCCUAAUAUACCUAACACCGAUGAAAUAUAUUUUCCCGCUACCUAGCACUAAAAGUGAAGCUGCUUGUGAAUCACUCCAGGAGCAUACCGCAUUACUUCCCACAGCCCACGAGUCAGGUGUUAUGGUACUUCCAGAACGGAAUCAGCAGAAUGGGGAGGAUGGUCAACUAACUGGGCUAAAAUUGCACAUCGCCACACUUGGAGAGCCUUACUGGUCCUUGGCUUGUAAUCAGAGCGGACCGACCGGUCGCAUGGUUGCGGCUCGGGCACAGGGACACCCUUCUAUGGAGGAGGACCCAGAUUUCAGAUCUAAGGUUGAAUCGGUUUAUGCCAAGUUUCAGAAGAUGGCUGCAAACUAUCGCCAUGUGGCGAACUAUAGAGAGCACUCAUGUUUAGAAUGGGACACAAAACGCCGGAUGACUAUUCUUGCUGACAAAGACUUGCAUGUAUUCCUAAGAACUGGUGUGGGCUAAGAAGUUGCCUUAACUCUGAU